CCAACAAGUGUUGAGUAACAUAACAGCAAAAGGGUCCAUAAUCAUAACAAUGGCCUUAUCUUCUUCCUCUCCGCUAGCUUUCACCACCGUCCAUUCCUCUUCAUUUUCCUCUCCAAAAUCUCACCCCCACCCUGUAAUUCCAUUUCAUUUCCCAACAAAACCCACCACUCCCCUGAUCCUCCAAACGUCAAUAACCACUCGUACUACUGAGAAGCAAUGGAGACUCUGCGUCUCCUUCUUCUCUUCCUUUUUGAGCAAAAAAGGCAAAGACGCCACCGCUCUCAAGGAGGAGCUUCUCGACGCCAUUGCUCCGCUUGAUCGCGGCGCUGACGCCACCCCCGAAGACCAGCAGACGGUUGAUCAGAUUGCACGCAAACUUGAAGCAGUUAAUCCAAUAAAGGAACCACUUAAAUCCGAUUUACUGAACGGGAAAUGGGAGCUCAUAUACACCACUUCAAGAUCAAUUUUGCAAAUUGAGAGACCCAAAUUUUUGAGAUCCAGAACUAACUUCCAAGCUAUCAAUGUGGACACACUUAGGGCCCAAAAUAUGGAAUCUUUUCCGUUCUUCAAUCAGGUUACAGCUAAUUUAACACCCUUGAAUGCAAGAAAAGUGGCUGUGAAGUUUGAUGUUUUCAAAAUUGGUGGUCUGAUAACUAUUAAGGCGCCUGGAAGAGCUCGGGGAGAAUUAGAAAUUACAUAUUUGGAUGAAGAAUUACGCGUGUCAAGAGGUGACAAAGGAAACGUGUUCGUCUUGAAAAUGAUUGAUCCAUCUUACCGAGUUCCUGUCUGACUGGUUCAAAUAGCUGCAUUUUAAGAUUUCCCUCCCAUCAAAUGUUUUAGGGGGUAUUUGAUAUACGGUAAUCAGUAAAAAUUAUAUUAUUAGAAAAAUGAUCGAGAAUAAUAUUAAUUUUUAAGAAUCAUGCAUGAUCAU
Morus notabilis is the source of this 931-nucleotide messenger RNA. RefSeq names its product probable plastid-lipid-associated protein 4, chloroplastic. The coding region runs from base 50 to 790 and encodes 246 amino acids. Lineage: Eukaryota; Viridiplantae; Streptophyta; Magnoliopsida; Rosales; Moraceae. The record is from RefSeq and is a predicted model, not a curated record. The transcript has 6 exons.